AUGAUGUUAUUAAAGUAAUAUUUCACUUAGACUAAUAAGCAUAAUUAUUUUAUAAGAUUCACAAAUGUAGUUUGGGAGAUGUAUUUUGUUAUGUAUUUUUUUAUGUGCUUGAUUUUUAUGGGGAGUCUUACAAAGUUCCGUAAGCUUAUUACAAGCUUCUUUUGGAGAAAAUAUUAUCAUGUUCACUAUUAGUUCCAAUUACUUCAGUUGCAAAUGCCUUUAAAUAAGGAAUUUAUUCUUUAGCUGCUAAAAUACCCUUCGGAAUAUAAAAUUUAUCUAAGUAAUCUUGUGUAUUGUUUCCAUGCUAGUUAAUGUUAAAUUCAGUAUCAUAAUAUUAUUUUUUUUACUAUUUCUAACUUACAGAGGAUUGAGAUUAAAAAGAUGUGUUUAAUAUGUUUUCUUAAUUUACUGUAUUAGGUUUCUAUGUUAGUUAUUCAUAAGUAGUAAAGAAAAAGUUUUUGA
Tetrahymena thermophila SB210 is the source of this 462-nucleotide messenger RNA. Its product is annotated as transmembrane protein, putative. The record is from RefSeq and is a predicted model, not a curated record. The transcript has a single exon. Lineage: Eukaryota; Ciliophora; Oligohymenophorea; Hymenostomatida; Tetrahymenidae.